This is a messenger RNA of Phalacrocorax carbo (great cormorant), 912 nucleotides long. The record is from RefSeq and is a predicted model, not a curated record. Lineage: Eukaryota; Metazoa; Chordata; Aves; Suliformes; Phalacrocoracidae.
CGCGUUGAUUGGCCGCGGAGUAAAAGAAAACGCGCGUCUCUAUUGGCUGGGCGUGCGUCACGCGGCAGCGGCGGCGUCCAGUGUGCUGAUUGGCUGCGGUAGUUCACGUGACCGGCGGAGAGGCGAGAAGCGGAGCGCGAUCGCGCCGGAGCGUCCGGCGAUGCCGCUGCCCGUGGCCCUCCAGUCCCGCCUGGCCAAGCGGGGGCUGCUCAAGCACGUGGAGCCCGAGCCAGAGGAGGAGAUCAUCGCGGAGGACUACGACGACGCCCACGUGGACUACGAGGCCUCGCGGCUGGAGGGGCUGCCCCCACCGUGGUACAAGGUCAUCGACCCCACCUGCGGGCUGCCCUACUACUGGAACGUGGAGAGCGACCUGGUGUCGUGGUUGUCCCCGAACGACCCCAACUCCGUCAUCACCAAAGCCGCCAAGAGACCCAAGGGGGGGCAAGCAGAACCUGAGGAACCCCCCGAGCGGGGCUACGAGAAGGAGGAGCCCCCCCGAGAGCGGCGCUUCCACCGGCGCGACGAGCUGGCGCCGUACCCCAAGAGCAAGAAAGGCAGCCGCAAGGACGAGGAGCUGGACCCCAUGGACCCCAGCGCCUACUCGGACGCCCCCCGGGGGACGUGGUCAACGGGGCUCCCCAAGCGGAACGAGGCGAAGACGGGGGCCGAUACGACGGCGGCCGGGCCCCUCUUCCAACAACGCCCCUACCCCAGCCCGGGGGCCGUGCUGCGAGCCAACGCCGAGGCGUCCCGCGGCAAGGAGUGACCCCCCCAAAUCCCCCCCCCGGGCCCCCCAAAUCCCCGGGGACCCCCCCAAACCCCCCCCAUGGGCCCCCCCAAAUCCCCAGGGACACCCCCAACCCCCCCCAAAUCUCUCCCUUUGGUGGAAUAAACGCUGCUGCAGCGCCA